CGUUGAGAGAACCCCAGUCUCCCGUGGGAUUGGUUCUAUAUGAAUCCCAGCCUAUAUAACAUUUAGCAUUCUGCCUCGAUUCUUCGACGCUUAUCAAAAACCCUAGCUUAGCAGGUUCGUUGGAGAUAUUUGGAAUGGCGACUGAACCCAAGGCGGCAACAGAAGAACCGAAGAUCGAUCUGUUCGAAGACGAUGACGAGUUCGAAGAGUUCGAAAUCAACGAAAAGUGGGAGGACAUGGAGGAAGGGAAAGAGAUAAUGCAGCAGUGGGAAGAUGACUGGGAUGAUGAUGACGUCAAUGAUGACUUCUCUCUCCAGCUGAGGAGGGAGCUGGAGAGCAAUACUGAGAAGAAGAAUUGAGCUAAGAAUAGAUACUUGACAUUGUCAUUUGCUCUUCUUCAGCGUCCAUUGCAAUUUGUUUUCCAAACUCACUGUCAGUUUCCUCAUUAAACUUUUUAUUUCUGACAAAUAGUGUAUGAAUUUGGUUUAGACUCGCGAAGCUUGUGUUCUAGAAAUUCAGAACUCAACCAUUUGUAAUGCAUCCGUGUCGUAUGUUUUAUUUUC
Molecule: messenger RNA, 563 nt
Organism: Rhododendron vialii
Lineage: Eukaryota; Viridiplantae; Streptophyta; Magnoliopsida; Ericales; Ericaceae
Product: protein DELETION OF SUV3 SUPPRESSOR 1(I)-like
Exons: 3
Coding region: 135-359 (74 amino acids)
Biological process (GO): mRNA export from nucleus; proteasome assembly; double-strand break repair via homologous recombination
Cellular component (GO): proteasome regulatory particle, lid subcomplex; proteasome complex
Source: RefSeq, a predicted model, not a curated record